AUGGGUAACGGCCAGGGAAAGCCUGUCGACCUCAACGGCGAAGUUAGUCUCAACCAUUUCCGCCUGUUACGAGUUGUCGGUCGCGGCGCCUUUGGCAAAGUCCGAAUUGUCGAGCGAAAGGACACCGGACUGUCAUUUGCCCUGAAGUAUAUUCGCAAAGAUGAAGUUGUCAAAUCCGAGAGCGUACGCAACAUCAUUCGUGAACGUCGCAUGCUCGAGCAUGUAAACCAUCCUUUUAUUUGCAAUUUGCGCUAUAGUUUUCAGGAUAUUGAGUACAUGUAUCUGAUUGUCGACCUGAUGAGCGGUGGCGACCUGCGCUUUCAUAUUUCCCGGAAAACAUUUACCGAAGAAGCCGUUCGCUUUUGGAUUGCUGAGUUGGCUUGCGCCUUGCGGUAUAUUCACGCCAACAAUAUCAUCCACCGAGAUGUCAAACCCGAUAAUGUUCUUCUGGACGCAGAUGGCCAUGUACAUCUGACGGAUUUUAAUGUUGCCUCCGACGUCGUUCCAGGGCGAGUGCUCACCAGCAAGUCUGGCACGCUUGCCUAUCUUGCGCCUGAGGUAUAUGCUGGCAAAGGCUACGAUGUCCGCGCAGAUUGGUGGUCACUCGGCGUUCUCUUCUACGAGUGUAUCUACAACAAGCGUCCCUUUGAUGGAACAUCCGAAUCAACAUUAAGUCAGCAGAUUCAACACCAACAACCCCGAUACCCAGUUACACAACCACCAGUCUCCCUCCCUUGCCUGUAUGCCAUUGGUUCGGCUCUUGAUUCAAAUCCGAAUACUCGCCUAGGCCAUACCUGGGAUCACUUCACCAGUCAUGAGUUUUUCCGCGACAUCAACUUCGAUCUCCUGGAGCAAAAGCGAAUUGAGCCCAUCUUCAUACCCUCUUCUGAGAAGACGAACUUUGAUGCUACUUAUGAUCUUGAGGAAUUGCUGCUGGAGGAAGCCCCGUUGGAAGCGAGGGCGCGACGACAGAAGCCGCGUGAACGGUUAAAGGAAGACGCAUCGCAACAAGAAAUUCGAGAGGAUGAACUUUAUCGCAUGAUCGAAUCAGAUUUCCGUCCAUUUGAUUAUACGGUGGCUGCGUAUAAAAAGUACACAGAGGCCGCGGAAGAGGCCGGAAUCCCGCAACAUCCGAGACAUCCACCGCCGUUGCAGCCCCAAGGGGACGGUCCGAGGGCCAUUACUACUGAUGCAGCAGUGCCUGCACCUUCCACAAGUGAUUUGCGGCUGGUUCGAACAUCUGGGAGUGACGAGGCGACUUAUCCGAAGCCAGUCCGCAGCAAUCCGGCACCUCACAACUAUCGGAGCGAAUACGUCUCUAGACGCAACCCAUCCAAUGGCAACAGAAUAGCAAGUCCCACCGGUGGCGUCCAAGUCACCCUUGAUGGCGGCGGUAGCUGGUCUGAUCUCGCUCGCCAAGACGCGACACUGCCUAUUGACGCGAACACAACAGCUGCCUCGAAGAGCGAGAGCUCUAGCGGCAUGUUUGGAUUUCUCAAGGGCAAGAAGGGGCGAAAUCACAGCCCCAAGCCUAAGGAGCGCGGUGUUUUAGGCAAGGAAGGCGCGCGCGUGGUCAUCAGCUAG
Messenger RNA from Cordyceps fumosorosea ARSEF 2679, 1584 nucleotides. RefSeq names its product Protein kinase-like domain protein. The record is from RefSeq and is a predicted model, not a curated record. Gene Ontology annotation, biological process: peptidyl-serine phosphorylation; intracellular signal transduction. NCBI's taxonomy places the organism in Eukaryota, Fungi, Ascomycota, Sordariomycetes, Hypocreales, Cordycipitaceae. The coding region runs from base 1 to 1584 and encodes 527 amino acids. The transcript is spliced from 7 exons. Gene Ontology annotation, molecular function: protein serine/threonine kinase activity; ATP binding.